Cutaneotrichosporon oleaginosum is the source of this 1182-nucleotide messenger RNA. RefSeq lists its product as uncharacterized. The record is from RefSeq and is a predicted model, not a curated record. NCBI's taxonomy places the organism in Eukaryota, Fungi, Basidiomycota, Tremellomycetes, Trichosporonales, Trichosporonaceae.
AACAGGAGAGUCGCCAUCCGAUGAGCGAUCGGAGCUCAGCGAGGGUAGGGAUGAGGCGGGCUGUAGACUAGCCUCGCUUGUCGCAGAGUGGCCAGACUGGACCUUAUCUUCAGAGCGAGUGGGCGAGGGCUGUUGAGGCCCAGUGGCGGUGGCAUCGUCCUGGGCGAGGCCAUGCAAAUUGGGAGGGACGUCGCAAACGAACAGCAGGUCCUGGUCUUGCACAGCAGGUCCUGGUCUUGCGGUAGCGUGACCGUGGCUUCAUGGCGCUCGCCGACGUACGCAUUGAGGCGAAGCGUCGAUGGUGGUUCUUGCAUGGAGACGGUUGUUGUAGUGGGGAAGUCCCGAUUGUUGCCUCCCGCACCUCGUCAUCCGUCUCAAGGCGUCACGUUGCGCGCACGCUUCCGAGGUUGGCUGACCAUGCCUUCCGUCUGCAUCCUGAGACGACUCCGAACCUCCGUCGAGGAGCUCCCUCGCUUGCCCAGCAGGCAACAACGCGUCUGUCGGUGCAGGUCCCGCGAAGGCCGCGGCCACAAAGGGAGUGAUGGGCACAACUCACCUGCCGCCCCCAGCAACAACUUGCCUUCUGGCAUGACAUGCGAGGACGUCACAGUUAAUAGGAGCAUGGCGUCCAUGUUGCCGUCAAGUCGUGCAUGCAACAUCAGGGCGAGCGGAACAGAGGUUUCCGGCAGCCGGCAAGCGAUAGCCCGGCAACGCCGUAGACGUUACUUGUACUGCUGGACUAUCGAAUACAUGGUCAUACGUGACACUGGUGAUGACAGUUCCGACAAGGAUGCCGAACAGCUCAUGUUCGCAGUGGACAGAGGCACACACAGACGGUGCAGGGAACUUUCCAAUCCUACAAGACCUGAGGGCAGAGACGUUGCGAAGUCUGAGCCGGUGGUGAGUGACAGUGAUCCGCUCGUCACAUUGUCGCAUAAUGGGCUGGGGCUGAGAUAUCGCGCGUCCGUGAUAGAUCGGGUAUGGCUCGGAUCUCGGGGCUUGUCUGCGUGCGGGUCAGGCAGCUACCACCGCGGUCAGCGGGCAGGAAGAGCACGCCCGUGUCGUCGUUAGUUCCGGUGCAUGCAGCGUGCGUGCAACAUGCGUGGUGUCGUGUGGAUUAGCAUGCGGAGAUGGCAUACUAUGUCUGUUCGGUUCGGCCUCUCGGCCGACAUCUCGCCCGCC